GGUCGAUUCCAUCAAUUGAUAAGGCCAGAGGCGCGCUGCCGAAUAUUUCUUUCAGAGCUGCUGCGCACUGUAAUCAUUGUCGUUGAUGCAAGCAUCAAAUGCCCAGAAUGCGUGCCACUUUGAUCUGUCUACUCUUUAUCUUUACAGGAGUCGCGAACGCCCAACUCGGUGCAAAUUCGACUAUUGAUCCCAGUACCGUUUCAGCAACCGUAAGAUCGCAAUGGUGUGAAGCCCAAAUUAACACCUGUGGUGUAUUGUGUAGUGGAGAUGCCAAUACCAAUACUUGUGACACGACCACUCUUGAUUACGGUUGCACUUGCGCUUCAAACAGCUCUGCGCCUGGCCUGCUAUACUAUACCGAAACAAUCCCAACAUACUGCUGCGAACAAAACUACGCAAACUGUAUUUCUGCAGCUUCAGGGGACGCCAGUGCUCAGGCUACUUGCCAACAGAACGAGAAAACGAACUGCGGGCAUCUAGACCCAGCAAACUUUACAGCUGUCCCCGUUGCCUCUGCAUCAACUAGCUCGGCGACACAGCAACCUCGGCUAGCCAAUCAAGUAGCUCAUUACGCUCGUCGGCAACGAGCGCGACAGGUUCAAGCACUUCGCCCAAUACCUCGCAACAAACAAACACUGGAACCUCUUCUCCCGCCCACACAAGUACCCACGCAAAUCAUGGUCUUUCGACGGGCGCAAAGGCAGGAAUCGGAAUCGGAGCUGCACUCGGCGCACUUCUCAUAGUCGCUUUGGUGCUCGGGGCUUUCUGUUAUGGCAAACGAUCUGCAGCAAAGAAAACAACUACAAGCAAUGAGAGCAACACAUUUGAGAAAGCAGAGCUUGGGCCUG
This is a messenger RNA of Mollisia scopiformis, 848 nucleotides long. RefSeq lists its product as uncharacterized. The transcript has 4 exons. NCBI's taxonomy places the organism in Eukaryota, Fungi, Ascomycota, Leotiomycetes, Helotiales, Mollisiaceae. The record is from RefSeq and is a predicted model, not a curated record. Bases 99 to 743 code for a protein of 214 amino acids.